UGGAAGAGGCCUGAUACAGGGCGAGGGCUGCCCCUACCAUGAACAAGGAUAGCUGGUGCUGCAGAGAGAGAUUCUUUCAACAAUGUAUUGAGCACCUACUAUCUGCCAGGGCCCAUGGUGGGUGGUGAGAAUGCAACACAUAGUGACAUACAUGCCAUCCUUGCCUUCAUAGGUCUUGCUAGUUAGCAGGGGAUUGGUUUGUCUAUUUAUUGAGCACUUACUGUGUGCCUAGUGCUGGGAAUAAAAUGCUCUUAUUUGGUGAUUGAAAGAUAUAGUAUGUAUCCCCUUUACAAUGUUAUAGACUUGAAGGCAUCAGAUCUCAUUUAAUCCUCCCAAAUAACUUCAAGAGGCAGGCUUUAUUAUUUCCAUUUCACAGCAUGGAAAUAGGUUUAGAAAGGUGAAGUUACUUUACCAAGGUCACACAGCUAGGAAGUGGUGGAGCAAGGGUUUGGACCCUGACAAUCAGACUCAAGAAUGCAGGUGACUAGAAGCCAAGCAGAGACGGCUGUAGAAAAGAAGGGCGAGAAGCUGAGGGCUUGCACUUGUUCACCCUGGGAGGCCUCUGAACAGCUCCACUCGACUGCCCUGCUUGCUUGCUUACCCUCCUCUCCCAGACAUUAACUUUGUCCUUUGGUGUUUUGUGCUGACAAUGUCGGUGGUGGCUGGUGUGUGUGUGUGUGUGUGUGUGUGUGUGUGUGUGUGUGUGUAUAGGAUCCAGGGCUGACCCUGUCACUGGGAUACUGAUAGCUGCCUCUGUGUGUUUCCUCUGUGGCCACAGCAUUUAUCAAGAAGUGGACCAUGGUCUCUGAGGUGGGCUGGAAAUGAAGGUUCCAGGUGAACCCUCACCACUGUCCCUCCCCCCCCCAGAUGUUGACACAGAUGGUGUUUGCCUUGGUCUUUCCUAAUCUCUGCCCCCUCACACCUCACUGUACUCCUUAGGCCUGGAAAGGAUGAGUCAGUGUCCCUGCUGAGACUCUGGCCUCUCAGGAUUCUGGGUGCCCAUGUCACUAGCAAGAGGUGGGGACGCCCUUACCAGAAAGGCAGCCGGGGUUUGGGGAAGGCAGUUAUGUCACUAACUGCUUCGCUGCCAUCUGUGACUAAUUACUCGCAAUAGCCAACCACCAGGACAAAGUUCAGGGGUGGCGGGAGCAGGGCUGAGAAAGGCCGCCUCACUGCUGCUCUGACUCUCCCUGCAUCCUUGGGGGCCCUGAAGCAGCCUGGGAAGCCUGGGGUCCUUCAGUCCUUGAACCCUAGGCCCUCUCUUUCUCUUUCCCUCCUUGUCUGGCAGGUUUGGCCUCCCAGAGACAGUGGAAGGGGAUGGGGGGCACAUAGCAAAUAUAUUCUAGCCUCUGUGGGUGAUUUCUGUUGAUUUCCCCUCCCCCAUCCAGCCUUUCCCCAGACUUGGGGAUGUGAAAUGGCAUUCUUCUUUCUCAAAUCCUGACUUCUGCGUACUGCUUCUGUGACCUAAGACAAUUAAUGAUUCUUUUUUGAGCCUCAAUUUUAUCAUCUGUCCUAUGGGGAGUGGUGUGAUAAUAAAUAGUACUCAUUUCAGAGGGUUGGGAGGAUUAGAAAAAAUAAUGCAUGUAAAUGUAGUACAAUCUCAGGGAUUGUUAGCUGGGACCUAGUGAUGACAGUGGUGAUGAUGAUGGUAAAGUUGGUGAUGACAGAGUUGGCGCUUCUUUCUUAACUCCUAGGACCUAGUGUAUUUCAAAAGUUGUUUCCAGAAGGUCAGGACCGUUGCUUCCUGCUGCCUGGGGAUUUCUCCCAUCCCGCUCCAGUAUCAGAAUUCCUAAGGGUGGGGCCAGACAAUCCUUAUUGUAAACGAACUCUCCAGGUGCUUCAAGGACCUAAACCCUCUUCAAGUCUUGCCCCUACUCUGGGUACCCUCCCCCAGCCUCAUUCCCCCCCCCCUCCCCAAAUUCCUCCUACCUCCUAGGAACUUCCCUCCCCCACACCUUCCUUGCCUUGGCUAUUCCUCUGUGGUUCUCUUUCCAACUCAGAAGUUUGAUACCAGCCCUUUCCUGGCUCCUCUGAUGGCUAGAGCCCUUCUGAUUCUGGAGCCUGCCAGGAUGGGGUCCCCGAGGUCCAGCCAAGGUCCUGGGGGGCAACAGUUACUGCUGCCCCCCUUGCUGCUGGCACUGCUACUCUUGCUGGCCCCUUCUCCUGGCCAUGCCACUCGGGUGGUGUACAAGGUGCAGGAGGAACAGCCACCCAACACCCUCAUCGGGAGCCUCGCAGCUGACUACGGUUUUCCAGAUGUGGGCCACCUGUACAAACUAGAGGUGGGCGCCCCGUACCUGCGGGUGGAUGGCAAGACUGGCGACAUCUUCACCACCGAGACCUCUAUCGAUCGCGAGGGGCUUCGUGAAUGCCAGAACCAGCUCCCUGGUGAGCCCUGUAUCCUGGAAUUUGAGGUGUCUAUCACGGACCUCGUGCAGAAUGGCAGUCCCCGGCUGCUUGAGGGCCAGAUAGAGGUACAGGACAUCAACGACAACACACCCAACUUCGCCUCACCGGUCAUCACACUGCCCAUCCCUGAGAACACCAACAUCGGUUCACUCUUCCCCAUCCCAGUGGCUUCAGACCGGGAUGCUGGCCCCAAUGGUGUGGCAUCCUAUGAGCUGCAGGCUGGGCCGGAGGCCCAGGAGCUAUUUGGGCUGCAGGUGGCAGAGGACCAGGAUGGGAAACAGCCGCAGCUCAUCGUGAUGGGCAACCUGGACCGGGAGCGCUGGGACUCCUAUGACCUCACCAUCAAGGUGCAGGAUGGUGGCAGCCCCCCGCGUGCCAGCAGUGCCCUGCUGCGGGUCACUGUGCUCGACACCAAUGACAACGCCCCCAAGUUUGAGCGGCCCUCCUACGAGGCUGAGCUGUCAGAGAACAGUCCCAUAGGCCACUCGGUCAUCCAGGUGAAGGCCAAUGACUCAGACCAAGGUGCCAACGCAGAGAUCGACUACAUGUUUCACCAGGCGCCUGAAGUGGUGAGGCGUCUUCUGCGACUAGACAGGAACACCGGACUUAUCACUGUACAGGGCCCUGUGGACCGUGAGGACCUAAGUACCCUGCGCUUCUCAGUGCUUGCCAAGGAUCGAGGCACCAACCCCAAGAGUGCCCGUGCCCAGGUGGUGGUGACUGUGAAGGACAUGAACGACAACGCUCCCACUAUUGAAAUCCGGGGCAUAGGGCUGGUGACUCAUCAAGACGGGAUGGCUAACAUCUCGGAGGACGUGGCAGAGGAGACAGCUGUGGCCCUGGUACAGGUAUCUGACCGAGAUGAGGGAGAGAAUGCAGCUGUCACCUGUGUGGUGGCAGGUGAUGUGCCCUUCCAGCUACGCCCGGCCAGUGAGACAGGAAGUGACAGCAAGAAGAAGUACUUCCUGCAGACCACCACCCCACUUGACUACGAGAAGGUCAAAGACUACACCAUCCAGAUUGUGGCCGUGGACUCUGGCAACCCCCCACUCUCUAGCACCAACUCCCUCAAGGUGCAAGUGGUGGAUGUCAAUGACAACGCACCUGUCUUCACCCAGAGCAUCACUGAGGUCACCUUCCCGGAAAACAACAAGCCGGGCGAAGUUGUGGCCGAGGUCACUGCCAGUGAUGCUGACUCGGGCUCCAAUGCUGAGCUGGUUUACUCUCUGGAGCCUGAGCCAGCUGCCAAGGACCUCUUCACCAUCUCACCUGAGACUGGAGAGAUCCGGGUGAAGACAUCCCUUGAUCGGGAACAGCGGGAAAGCUAUGAGUUGAAGGUGGUGGCAGCCGACCGGGGCAGCCCUAGCCUCCAGGGCACAGCCACUGUCCUUGUCAAUGUGCUGGACUGCAAUGACAAUGACCCCAAGUUUAUGCUGAGUGGCUACAACUUCUCAGUGAUGGAGAACAUGCCGGCGCUGAGUCCAGUGGGCAUGGUGACUGUCAUUGAUGGGGACAAGGGGGAGAAUGCCCGGGUACAGCUCACAGUGGAGCAGGACAAUGGUGACUUUGUUAUCCAGAAUGGCACAGGCACCAUCCUCUCCAGCCUGAGCUUCGAUCGGGAGCAGCAAAGCACCUACACCUUCCAGCUGAAGGCAGUGGAUGGUGGGGUCCCACCUCGCUCAGCUUAUGUUGGCGUCACUAUCAAUGUCCUGGAUGAGAAUGACAAUGCGCCCUUUAUCACCGCCCCUUCCAACACCUCCCACCGGCUGCUGACCCCCCAGACACGUCUUGGUGAGACAGUCAGCCAGGUGACAGCUGAGGACAUUGACUCUGGUGUCAAUGCUGAGCUGACCUACAGCAUCGCUGGUGGCAACCCUUAUGGACUCUUCCAGAUUGGGUCACAUUCAGGUGCCAUCACCCUGGAGAAGGAGAUUGAGCGGCGCCAUCAUGGGCUGCACCGCCUAGUGGUAAAGGUCAGUGACCGCGGCAAGCCCCCACGCUAUGGCACUGCUUUGGUCCACCUUUAUGUCAAUGAGACCCUGACCAACCGCACGCUGCUGGAGACUCUGUUGGGCCACAGCCUGGACACUCCGCUGGACAUUGACAUUGCUGGGGAUCCGGAAUACGAGCGCUCCAAGCAGCGUGGCAACAUCCUCUUUGGCGUGGUGGCAGGUGUUGUGGCCGUGGCCUUGCUCAUCGCCCUGGCAGUGCUUGUGCGCUACUGCCGGCAACGGGAGGCCAAGAGCGGCUACCAGGCUGGUAAGAAGGAGACCAAGGACCUGUAUGCCCCCAAGCCCAGCAGCAAAGCCUCCAAGGGCAACAAAAACAAGAGCAAGAAGAGCAAGUCCCCGAAGCCCGUGAAGCCAGUGGAGGAUGAGGAUGAGGCCGGACUACAGAAAUCCCUCAAGUUCAACCUGAUGAGCGAUGCCCCUGGGGACAGCCCCCGCAUCCACCUGCCCCUCAACUACCCGCCGGGCAGCCCUGACUUGGGCCGCCACUACCGCUCUAAUUCCCCACUGCCUUCCAUCCAGCUGCAGCCCCAGUCACCCUCAGCCUCCAAGAAGCACCAGGUGGUGCAGGACCUGCCACCUGCAAACACAUUCGUGGGCACCGGGGACACCACGUCCACGGGCUCUGAGCAGUACUCCGACUACAGCUACCGCACCAACCCCCCCAAAUACCCCAGCAAGCAGUUACCUCACCGCCGAGUCACCUUCUCCGCCACCAGCCAGGCCCAGGAGCUGCAGGACCCGUCCCAACACAGUUACUACGAUAGUGGUCUGGAGGAGUCUGAGACGCCAUCCAGCAAGUCAUCCUCGGGGCCUCGACUAGGUCCCCUGGCUCUGCCUGAGGAUCACUAUGAACGUACCACCCCCGACGGCAGCAUAGGAGAGAUGGAGCACCCCGAGAAUGACCUGCGCCCUUUGCCUGAUGUCGCCAUGACGGGUACAUGUACCCGGGAGUGCAGCGAGUUUGGUCACUCUGACACGUGCUGGAUGCCUGGCCAGUCAUCUCCCAGCCGCCGGACCAAGAGCAGCGCCCUCAAACUCUCCACCUUCGUGCCUUACCAGGACCGAGGAGGGCAGGAGCCUGUGGGCACCGGCAGCCCCAGCCCCCCAGAAGACCGGAACACCAAAACGGCCCCCGUGCGCCUCCUGCCCUCCUACAGUGCCUUCUCCCACAGUAGCCAUGAUUCCUGCAAGGACUCGGCCACCUUGGAGGAAAUCCCCCUGACCCAGACCUCGGACUUCCCACCCGCAGCCACACCGGCAGCUGCCCAGACGGCCAAGCGUGAGAUCUACCUGUGAGCCCCAUUCUGGCUGGCGGCCACCCCCUCGCCCAGCUGCCAGCCAGCUCCCAGAUGGGCCCAUUCCAGGGCCUCCACUCCUGACCCCUCCAGCGUGGACUUCCAGGCCAGGUCCCCCAGUUGCACGGGGAGUACCUGCCUCAUGACCACGCUGGCCCUUCCCCCAGGCAGGGUCCAGGUUCUCUCCCCUCACUUAAGCCCCCAGGGAGCCCCUUCUUCCCCUUUAUGGGGCUCCCCCAGCUGAUGCCCAAGAGGGCUCUUCUACAAUGACGAGGCUCCCAUCCCUCGACUUCCAGGGAGCACCCCCUCACUUUGGGCAGAUGGUAGAGUCACGGGUGGGCAGCACACUUUUAACUCAUUGUUUCCUGCAUGGCCGACCAGAGGGAGAUAGGUUGCCCCCAUUCCAGCACUGAAGCAGGGUUGAACUGGGGAGCCCCUCUCUCUGGGAACACCCAGAGGAAACUCCUGACCACCAGGGGCUCCCUGAAGGGCUUUUGUUACCAAAGGUGGGGUGGGAAUGCGGGUGGAAGUGGGGUGGAGGGCUUGUCUUCCCUUACUAGUCAUGGGCUGGCCCACUUGCCCACCACAUACCCAUGCCUGUCCCAUCUGGCCCCCCACUUCCCUGCUGGAGAUGCAGUGUCUGUAUAUAAGGACCUUGGAAUGAUGUCCCCAUUUCUGCCUGAUUUGCAACUUUUCUUGUUGAUGUUGUGUUGUCUUGGGGGACCCCUCUGGGGGGGGACCUGACCUGUGCCCCCUCCUCCCUGCUGCAGUGCCCCCCACCCCAGGCCUCUAUUGUUCCAUGUUGUAAAUACCCCUGGGGCCGUGGCGGGAUGGGGGUGCAGGCCAGGCAAACAAUGGGUGGGUGGGGGUGGGGAUGGGGGAAACAUUCGCCUAUCAGCAGAGCUGGGCUUUUAUUUAAUUUUUUUUUUUAAAUACAAAUCUCUAUUUUUUUGGAACUGUUGCGCUGUGCCCUGGGGGGGGAUCCCCGCUCAGGCUGGCCCCCCACAUCCAGAUGAGCAUCACAUAGGGGCCCUGAGGCUGUGGGGGCAGCUAGACAGGGGUGGGAUGACUGUGCCUCUGGCCUGGUUGGGUGAGUUGGGAGCAGGAAGGUUUGCUAAGGGGGUGGCCCAUUGCUGCCCCCAAUAGGGGGGACCUGCAUCCUGCUUCCUCCCUGCCCCCUACCCCCCAGCCCCUGCCAUGACUGACCCGUCAGCCUGUAAAACCACCAUUGCCUUGAUCUCAGGGGGUGGAAGGGCUGCCUCAGGGCACCCUGGGCUCCUGGCCCCCUUCUUCCAGUUGGGCUUCCCUUUGCCAGGGUCAGGGGUCCCGUGGGGGAAUGGGUGGGGAGAUUGGGGGGCAGAGAAGCCCAGUCAGCCAUGAUGAGGUGGGAUUCCUUUCUUCACCUCAGGGGGCCAGGGUGUGAGGGGCAUCCUGUAGCGCUCCCAUCUCCCUCUGUGGCCAUCUCAAAGCCUCAGUCCUCUUCCUUCCAGAAACCCCCACUGCCUUGGCCCAUACCUCUCCAGCUCCCCAGGGGCCCAGGCUGGGAGGCUGGAGACUCAGGGUAUGGCCCUUGCUUGACUUAGUCAAAGCUUGGGAGGCGGCCCAAGGGUGGGAGGGGUGGGUACAGGCUGCUGGGUUGUCUGGUGCCUUUGGGAGCUGUUGCUGGGGUCUUGACUCCUGUAACCCCAGAUACCCCACCUCUACCCUGGAAAAGCCAAGGGGCUAAAGAAUCACCCUAUUCUCUGCUCCUUGCCCCUAACUUGGCUUGGAGUAACAGUGCUGGAAAGGAGAGCAUUGUUAGGCUGGUGGCCCCAGCAAACACAGCCCUUCUGUGGAGGGCAGGGGAUAGAGUGGGCUGGGGUGGCAGCAACCAGGUCUAGGGGUUGGCCAAAGGCUCCUUUCCCUGGGGGAGGCCCAGGAAGUGGGCUGGGGCUUGUUAAAGAGACAGCCCCUUCCCCCUGCACAAACGGGGCAGGUGCAAUAGUGAUGGAGUUAGUAACGUGAGGUGCCCAGCUGGUGGGGCAGUGGCCUCGAGGAUGUCCUGGGUCCUGGAAGUCAGGAUUCUGGCAAGAUUGUAUGAGGCCCAUUUGCUUGGUGGAGAGGGUAGUCCAGACAGGAGGCAUUCCUGGGGUUAGUGGACCCCCCUUCCCAGAAGCCCCUGGUGACCUGGGCAUCUUGCUUUGGUCUUGGAGACCCCUGAGCACUGGGUGGAAGGGCAGAGAAGCAUUUUGCACAAUGGAAAAGCCAGAAGGAAGGGGUAGCCCAGAUGGCUGGGAGGGCUGAGAAGCACAGAGGAGGAGCCCUUCCCACAGGCCAAGGCAGAGUCCCUAGCCCCCUGGUUGGGGUUGGGGUGCUGAAUCUGUCACCACCUGGGCACUCGAGAGGUGAAACCAAAGGUGGGCAGGGGAUGGGUGACAGCAUUGGGGACCACUCCUUUUGGUCCUAGGUCUGUGAAGCCCUUCCCCAAUGCCUUGUGUCGCGUACAGUUUUAUGUACAAAUAGGCGACAUUUGGCCAGAGGAGACCCCCCCCCUCAACCCAGCCUGACCCAGUCAGUGUCUUCCUAGAGGGGACCUAGUUGGUCCCCACCCCCCUACUUCAGAGCAUAUAUCUUGGUAGGGGGAGGGUAUAUGGGGACAUAUUUCUCUCCUAGGGUCCCUGAAGUGUGUCUCACACCCGGGGGGAGGGUCUCUGAAGCAUCCCUAACCUCUGGGGGCUCCCUAGCCCCUAUCUCUUCCCUUGGGAGUCUCUGGGGAGACAUGUAUUCCCGCUGGGGACCAUGGGAGCAUGUCUCCUCCCUACCCAGGCUCUCUGGGGAGCCUGUUUUCCUCCCAGGGUUCCUGGGAGUACUUAAGGCAUGUCAGUCUCGGGCCAUCUCUCUUCCCAGGGAAGGGGGCGAUCUCUGAAGCAUGUCUGGGAAGGGUUGUUUCUGGCCUUCCCUGCAUCUCUGCCCUGGGGGUCUCUGACCUGUAGCACUUUGGGAAGAGACUGGGCAGCUCUGAGUUGUCUUUUCUCCUAGGGUUCUGGAGUACCUCUCUUUCCUGAGGGCCCGGCCUCUGGAGCCAUUUCUUCCCUGGGUGGGGGCUGUCUCCUGGUGGUGGGAGGGCUUGUGUUGGCCAUGAGAAAGUCUCCAAGCGGGACUUCUCUGGGAGGGGGGACUGUGUCUCGCCCAUGGGGUUCCCCGGCGGGUGUCUGCCCCUGGGGAGAGGGAGACUGUGUCUCCUCGGGUUAUCUGAGUGGGGAGGGGGGCCGUGUCUCUCUC
Hipposideros armiger (great roundleaf bat) is the source of this 8977-nucleotide messenger RNA. RefSeq names its product protocadherin 1 (gene PCDH1). Gene Ontology annotation, cellular component: plasma membrane. Lineage: Eukaryota; Metazoa; Chordata; Mammalia; Chiroptera; Hipposideridae. The coding region runs from base 2034 to 5717 and encodes 1227 amino acids. The record is from RefSeq and is a predicted model, not a curated record. Gene Ontology annotation, biological process: homophilic cell-cell adhesion. The transcript is spliced from 5 exons. Gene Ontology annotation, molecular function: calcium ion binding.